Aplysia californica (California sea hare) is the source of this 2316-nucleotide messenger RNA. RefSeq names its product putative neurotransmitter transporter. Lineage: Eukaryota; Metazoa; Mollusca; Gastropoda; Aplysiida; Aplysiidae. Gene Ontology annotation, cellular component: membrane. Gene Ontology annotation, biological process: sodium ion transmembrane transport. The record is from RefSeq and is marked provisional.
CGAAAUAAAAAACAUUUAGUUUUCAUUCCAGUAUAUAAUUUAAAGGAAGCAUAUCGGAUAUCAGCGUGAUCAAACUUCGCACAAGGUUGAUCAAAUCUGUUGAAGAAGCCCCGCAAGCAGCGACCAAUCAUCACGCUUUUAUUUGACUGAUUCGUGUUUCAAGAAUAUAAGAUAAAAUCGAAACCGGCCCCCUGUAGUUACAGGGAAAAUCGUUCGAGAUCAAAUCGAAACCAAACCCCUUUGAAGUUAAUUGAAAACGAAAAAUCGUUCGUGUUGCCAAAGUUGGAAGAGUCCUGAUAACAUCAGUCGUGAUGGAAGGUACGAAGCCUGGUUGGCGUACGGCGGUGGACCCCCCAUCGUCUGACCGGACCUCGUCGUCUACUCUGGAGUCUCCCAAGUACAAGAUGGAGCAGCGGGAGCAGUGGUCCAAGAAGAUCGACUUUCUGCUGGCCUGCAUUGGCUUCUCCGUCGGCCUGGGCAACGUCUGGAGAUUUCCCUUCCUGUGUUACAGGAAUGGCGGUGGUGCUUUCCUAAUCCCUUACUUUGUGGCGGUGGUCCUGGGAGGCGUCCCCAUGUUCUUCCUGGAAGUGUCGCUCGGCCAGUUCAUGAGCGAGGGUGGCAUCGGACCCUGGAAGAUUGCCCCCCUCUUUCAAGGAAUUGGCUACGCCACUGCGAUGAUCGUGUUCCUGCUGAACUGCGAGUACAACGUGAUCCUGUCCUGGGCCUUCUAUUACAUCUUCUCCUCCUUCACCUCUGUACUGCCUUGGUCCCACUGUGAUAACUCGUGGAACACGCCCAACUGCACCACGUUCGAAAAGAACAUGUCAGAAAUCGCCUCCACCACCACCACCACCGCCAGUCCUAGUGACGCAGCGACGACGCGGGAAACCACCGACCUGGCCAGCCCCAGCCUGCUGGGCAACUUGACCAGUGGUGACGUCAUGAUGUCCGUCAUCAGUGCCGGCAUGAACGCGACGAGCGGCGUCAACGCCUCUGGCCUCGAGACCUCGGUCGUCCUGCCGGAUUCAGUGACAGAGUUUUGGGAGGUCAUGUACGUCACAGCGCCCAGUCCCUAUGUGUUCAUGUUCAUCCUGCUCAUCCGCGGACUGACGCUUGAGGGUGCCUCUCUAGGACUCGAGUACUACCUCAACCCGGACUGGAGCAGGCUCUGGGACGCCCAGCAUAUUUUCUUCUUCUUCUUCAGAGACAGCAUCAUAUUUGCCACUGUGAACAGUCUGACGAGUAUUUUGGCUGGGUUUGUGAUCUUCUCCGUUCUUGGAUUCAUGGCACACAGGCAGAACUUGUCCGUCAAAGAUGUCGCUGAGUCUGGUCCUGGUCUGGCUUUCAUCGCUUACCCCGAGGCUGUAUCACAGAUGCCCCUUGCUCCUGCCUGGUCCAUCGUCUUCUUCAUCAUGAUCAUUCUCCUUGGUCUCGACAGCCAGUUUGUCGGUGUUGAGGGCUUUAUCACUGCCUGUGUGGAUUUGCACCCAGAGUUUCUACGACGUAAAUACCGCAAGGAGAUCUUCACUGCCAUUAUAUGCGUAAUUUGCUUCCUCAUAGGUUUAUCUAUGGUGACUGAGGGUGGCAUGUAUGUGUUCCAGCUGUUUGACUACUACUCUGCCAGCAGAAUCGUUCUACUUGUCGCUGCCAUUGAAUGCUUUGUUGUAGGAUAUAUUUAUGGAAUAGACCGGUUUAUUGACAACCUGGUGACGAUGUUCGGCUUCCAAGGACCAAGAUUUACCCGAGUGUUCAGGGCUGUCACGAAAACUUUCUGGAUGUUUCUGACUCCUGUUUUUACGCUGGCUAUUUUCAUCCUGGGCUGCAUCAGUUAUUCUGAACUGUCAUAUAAGAGAAAAUCGGGGACCUACCAGUAUCCUGAUUGGGCCAUUGCUGUGGGAUGGAUGUUGGCUGGAAUCAGUAUUAUUUUCAUCCCAAUCAUCAUGAUCCAGAGAGUUUUGGUCACUCCCGGAACUUUAAUAGAACGUCUGCAAUAUCUGACCAAGCCACACUUGAAACGACAUCAGUUGAGGCCCAAUGAGGAUAUGUCGCGUGUUGUCCUUGUUGAGGAUGAGUUCUUUGACAUCCUCGAUCAAAAAAUGGAAGAGGAGAAGUUCAUGCCUGAACACUGUGCUCCUUCAUUUACCUUGGAAACUUUAAGUGGAAAGGACUUGGAAGCAAAUGCAGGUACCUACCCCGACACCAAAGACGGAGCUGCCAACAGAUUGAUAAACAACUACAAUGUUUAGUAGUGCUCCACAAUACCAUCGUUUGAGUCAAGCUACAUACUUGGAAACCCUGGGUUACACAGCCAGCUCG